AUGAACUCGUACUUGAUCAACUCCAACUAUGUGGACCCGAAGUUCCCCCCCUGCGAGGAGUAUUCACAGAGCGACUAUCUGCCCAGUCACUCCCCGGACUAUUACAGUUCCCAGAGGCAGGAGCCCAGCGCCUUCCAGCCGGACUCUCUGUACCCCCCGCAGUCCCCGCACCGGGCCGAGCCGCCGUACAUGCCGUGCCAGCGAGCGGCUCAGCCUGCCUCGGUGGUGAUGUCCCCGCGGGAUCACGUCGCCCUUCCUACCACCGUGUCGGAGCAGAGCCACCGCUGCGACACGGUCACACCGAGCCCGCCUCCUCCACCUCCUCCACCUCCUCUGUCCUGCGGCCAGAGCGCGUCUUCUCCGCGGAGCGCGCGCAAGGAUCCCCCGGUGGUGUACCCAUGGAUGAAGAAAGUCCACGUGAACAUCGUGAACUCCAGCUACUCGGGCGGAGAGCCGAAGCGCUCGCGGACAGCCUACACGCGCCAGCAGGUUCUGGAGCUGGAGAAAGAGUUCCAUUACAACCGGUACCUGACGCGCAGGCGCAGGGUGGAGAUUGCGCACACUCUCUGCUUGUCGGAGCGGCAGAUCAAGAUCUGGUUCCAGAACCGGAGGAUGAAGUGGAAGAAGGACCACAAGCUGCCGAACACCAAGGUCCGCUCGGGCCCGAACGGAACCACGUGUUCCCAGACUAUGGCGGGCUCAGCCGGACCCCUAUAGCGCGGUCAUAUUUUGAAUUGUUUUAUUUUUGGAUUCCCUGUUCCCAAAGUAAAAACUCAAGGGGAAACCAGUAUAACCAUCGGAACCUGCACUUUGGACCGUGCUUUGAAGAUGGGGAGAGGUGUCACUGAUGCUCUGCCGUUAGGACGCUGAUGGCGGGAGGAGGAGCUCUGUUAGUAAAAUAACUGACAAAAGACACAGAACUCGCUCUUCUUUCUUAGUCAAGAUCAGUUCCAGUUCGAACCGGACUCACUUCUAUUUAUGUUUACAGUGUGAGCUACAAAGCAAAGCCCAUUACCCCACCCCCCCAUCCCCGCCCGCCCCCUCAAACGCACGCACACGCACUCCCGGGUGUAUAAUAAAUGGAACUCUCCUCCUGAAAUCCCCUCCUCCCC
Messenger RNA from Nematolebias whitei (Rio pearlfish), 1112 nucleotides. It is a transcript of the gene hoxb4a, whose product is annotated as homeobox B4a. The transcript is spliced from 2 exons. Gene Ontology annotation, biological process: regulation of transcription by RNA polymerase II; anterior/posterior pattern specification; embryonic skeletal system morphogenesis. Gene Ontology annotation, cellular component: nucleus. Bases 1 to 717 code for a protein of 238 amino acids. Lineage: Eukaryota; Metazoa; Chordata; Actinopteri; Cyprinodontiformes; Rivulidae. Gene Ontology annotation, molecular function: RNA polymerase II cis-regulatory region sequence-specific DNA binding; DNA-binding transcription factor activity, RNA polymerase II-specific. The record is from RefSeq and is a predicted model, not a curated record.